UUUUAUGGCAUGCAUAUCAGGAUUAAAAGUUGAUCAGCAUCUUGCAUUAAUUUUCUUAAUAUUGAUCUUUCGGUUUACUUAGUGUCAGGAGAACAAUGGUUGCUGUGCAAUCACUAAGCAGCUUUCACGCUUGCUAUAAUCAGUAAUGAUCUUCGACUUGGAUUGACCACAGAAUAAAUAUGUUAAAGAAAUGUGAUUGAAUUAUCCAAAACAUAAACAAAGUGUUGGGGUCAAAUCUGAUUUUACAAAUACCAAUUCUUGACUGGGAUGGCCCGUCCGAAUGUGAUAUUCAAAUGAACAGUUCACUAUGGGAACUACAGUUGAAAGGGAUCUUAAAACACUUCGAGCAUCAAAGGUAUGCAGGAAUAUAAACACCAUUUCGUUUGGAUGUUUUUAGUAUUUGAUCGAAUUGUAGACAUAUCUGAUAUCGCGCUGUCACAAAAUAGCGAGGCGUUUCAUAUAUGUACGUUUUCGAUUCAGCAUUAGAAUAGUAAAUUGUAAGGGUACAACUAGAUCUAUAUGGUACUAUCUUGAAUAUUAAUACAGUUUGUAUGAUUACUCGUGUUUACAUGUUAUUAAAAUUGUGCAUUUCGAAGAUCAUAAUGUUCUAUUUACUUAUUAACUAUUUUACCCAAUGCACUAUACCAUUACGGUGUACUAUUAUUUUGUAAUUUGACAGUUGUAGUUGGACUGUCAUGGUUUCAAAGAUCUCAUUCCAAGGGGGUGAGAUCCUGGGUAUAUCAACACUGAUACUAACUGGGCUAUCCUGGGUGCUGGAAUGCAUGAAAGUACCACUGCAAACUAUUGGUAGAAACAGUCAAAUAAAAUAAAUUAUAUUAACAUUUGUAAGCUAAAUCCAUCCCAAUUACUGGACAGUCUCACUAAUGGGGCAGCCCUGCUUCCAUAUAAUAUCUUGAUCCUUGGUUUCUUGGAUCUUGUGAUCUUAGGUCAGCAGUGGCGUAGCCAGACCUUCAUUUUGGGGCGGGGGCGAAGCGAACACCAAAGGCGCGAGAUAGUGCAUGCACCCCCGGGAAAAUUUUGAAAUCUAGAGUCCCUAAAAUGCAAUUUCAAGCAUUUUGGGGGUGAAAUCUUGCAGAAUUCCGAAGAUUAUAAAGUACAUCGAAGACAUGAAUUUUCCCAGACAUUUCUAAUUUUCUACUCGGAAUUAAAUAAAUUGGAAAAUUCACCUUGAAAAACAGGAGGAGACCUUAUUUCCCCUCUGUGAUGCUGGGGGAAGAAAAUCCCAAUGUGAUUUUGAUCAGAAAUGUUGCAUUUAAAUCAUUCUAGGUUUUAUGAGACAGCAUUUCCACAUUCUCAAAAUUGCGUUGCUUUUUUAUACGAUACAGAAUAAGUCUGAGAAGAAUAUUCAUGGUGUGAUAUAUAUUAAAUGCAUACAUGUAAAUCUAAACUAAAUCUAUUCUUCUUGGAACCAUAUCUACAACUGCCUAGUCGCUCUAACAAGAUUUUACAAAUCAAGUUCCUCCAGUAUAUUGUCGUUCUCCUCAGUCGAGACAUACUUAAUCAGUUUUAGCUUCGAGGAUGUAACGUGUACCCCCCCCCCAUUUCUCUACGGAUUUAGCCUUUUUCAGAGAAUUUUUUUUUUCGAUUGGGGGGGCGGUCGCCUGGCAUGGGGCAAAAAAUGGGGGCCUGGGGCAAAAAAUGGGGGCCUGGGGCAAAAAAUGACGUUUGGCCCUUGUGAUCAUCAAGUGGCCCUCAUCAAGUGGAACUAAGGUAUGUUAGGAGGGGCAUUCUCCCCUGGAAGAAUUUUAUAAUCUAUGUCUAGUUCACGUUAUUUUGCCUUUGGGGGCCUUCUUUAGCUGGGCCUGGGGCAAAUAUCCCUCCCCCCUCUGGGCUCCCGAAUGAGCUCCCAUCUCUGAUAAGCCCCCACCCUCUCAAAUGUACCUAAAAUAGAGUUCUAAGCUUGUUGAGGCUUGUUUAUCAGCGACAGUGGCCAGAUAAUCCAUGGUAACAUUUUACAAAAAAGGUUGACGUGUCACAUUAAUUUGGUGAUGUUCAGUACUUCGACCCUAUAUCUAUUCUGUGACUUCGAUCUAGAGCUUUGAAUAAUUUUUUGAAAGGCUGUUGAAACUAUGUUAUACACAAAUGUAGUUAAAACGCGUCAAAAAGAAUCAAUUGGGUUGAAAAUUGACUGCCAUCUUUGUGUACAGACUUGCACCGAAGUUAUACACAUCGAAUAUUACCCAAAAAUGUAAUGUUAAGCCCAAGAGGCAAGAGUCUUGAAACCAUAUUCUGUUUAUAACAUAGUUUUAUUAACAGUCUUUUGGAAAUAAAACACUAGUAGUAACGAUAUAUAUAUUUAUUAAAUUAAAUGUUAUUAGAAUUGGAAAUUUAAAAAUCUUUUUUGUAUGUUGAAUUGGGUAGCCCAGAGCCCGGUUGUAUAGCUACGAAUAGUGAAUAGCACUAUCCAAAGGAUAGUGAUUUUUCAAGUUUUUGGAAUUGCCUGCUUCUUGCCAAUAUUGGUAAUGGACUAAUGGUACAGUAUAUAACCCAGAUUAAACUUCAGUAUAUAUAUAUUUAUUAAAGUCUCUUUUUAUUAAAUUAAUAUUUUAUGUCGAGCGCUUUUAACAUGAGCCUCUGGCUCGGAAGAUUGGGCGACCCGCUUCCUGGCCCGCCUAAUAAUGAGUUCAGUAUCCAUAUUUUGAUAGAUUUUCAACCAUUUUUAUUAAUUUAUAACGGUUAAGAUAAUCACUAUCCGAUGACUGUUCGACCUUUGUACAACCGGCCCCUCAACUAUAAAGACCAUAUAAUUACACGAGGCAAUGUUUGCUACAACUUGCAACGCAAUUUCUGAGCCAUGUUAUAUAGACGAUAUUCAAAGCAUGUCCUUCAUUUCACAGAACUUCCUUCAUUUCUUUCAUGUCUGUAUGAUGCUCACAAUUUCAUUAAAUAACAUAUUGUUAUACUGUACCUCUAUGUCGGGAAUUGCGUUGCUAUAGAUGCAGCAAAAUUCGCGUCGCAUAUAGCAACUGCAUAAUUACGUGUACUGGAUUAUGUCCUCAUUUACUCAUGCAAAGAAAUAGACAACUUGCAUGUUAGACUAAUUUUUGAUUUAGGCAAAAAAAAAGCAAAUUUCCGUAAAGAACUUAUUACAAUCAGUAAAAUUGCAAAAUUUGGUUACGAAAUGUAAGUUGUUAAAUACAGAAAAUAUAGCCUUGCGAAUUCAAUUCAAUUCAAUAUUUUAUUAACACUGUUUCAUAUCAUUACAUUUUUUUUUUUAAAAUACAGGAAGAAAAAUAAAGUAUAUUGUAGGAGUUAAAGAUAAUUAAAUCUAUGAAAUUUCAAACCAAAAAAGUAGUAGUGAGCGACAGCCAGAGGAGCAAAGCUUUCGAGCUGGUUGCCGCAAUGUCAGAGUAAUGUAAGCCGAUUUAGCUCUCAAUUUAUUUAGUAUAGAAUAACAAAUAAGCAAUCAAACACAAGAAAAUAAAACUAAUAUAUAAAUAUUCGAGAUAAAGUAGAAGAGAUCUGAAGUAGUAGAUUAUUCCUGAUUAUAAAGUAGAAAGUUUUUAUAUUCCUUUUUGAAAGAAUUAAAAGGGAGUGAUGUAAGGAAAACGGGUAUAGUCUCCCAUAAUUGAGAAGCAAAAAACUUAAAUGAAAAUUUGCCAUAGUUUGUUCUAGCAGCUGGCCGAUAGUAAUUAUCUUGGGAUGCAUACCUUGUAUUAUAAGAAUGCACACUAGAUACAAGUACUAACAGUUCUGAGAAUAGUUCUGGAAUUUCAUUACCUCUGUUCCUUAUUUGACUCACAAAUGUUGCUGUUUUAAAUUUAAUCAAAUUAUCCAGCUUUAAGAUCCCAAGUAAUUUGUAAUAUGGACUCGGAUUCUCACGUCUAUUUGCGGAAAAUAUACACUUAACACAUUUGUUAAGUUUUGAUGAUAACUGAUUUAACUUACUUUUGUAAGUAGUUCCCCAACUCAUUAAGCCGUAGCUCAGAUAUGGAUAGAUAAGAGUGUAAUAAAGAUUAGUUAACAUGUGUAUAUUAAGAUAACGUCGUAGUUGAAAUAAAAUUCCUAUAUUCUUGGCUAUUUUGCUAUUAACAUGUGUGAUUUGAUUAUGCCAUUGAAGAUGCUCGUCAGUAUAAACACCAAGAUAUUUUAUACAACUUGUACGAUCGAGUAAUAUUAGGAAUAUCAAUUAAAGUAUUUCUUCUUGGUCUUGAUGUCAUUAGCAUAUAAUUUGUCUUUUUGAAGUUUAUUGAGAGUUUAUUUGCUGAACAGUACUGAUAUACUUUAAUUAAUUCAUCAUUUAUAACAUUUUGUAGUAUAUUAGGGUUUUUUGAGGAAUAGAAUAUAUUUGUAUCAUCAGCAAAUAUUUUAAAUUGUAAUAUGUCAGAGGAGUUUGGUAAAUCGUUUAUAUAAAGAAGAAAGAGAAGUGGGCCAAGUGUUGACCCUUGUGGUAUACCACAUUUUACUGUUAAUAGAUCUGAUUUGACAUUACCUAUCUGUACAAACGGAGCUCUAUUAUAUAGUUAGAUAGCUUAGAAACCAUUGCAGGGGUAAGCCUCUUAUUCCGUAUUUUUCAAGUUUUCUUAAUAAUAUAUUAUGAUUAACAGUAUCAAACGCUUUUGAAAAGUCUAAGAAAAUUCCACAGGUAUAGAGUUUAUUGUCUAUUGCUGUUUUAAGGUAGUCAGUAAUUUCAAGAAUGGCUUGUUCAGUAGAAUAGCCUUUUCUAAAUCCAAAUUGAAAUUGAUAUAAAAUAUUUUGUUUCUUAACAAAAGACAAUAGUUGAUCAUAAAUUAGACGUUCAAAAACCUUACUAAAGGGAGACAGAAUUGAUAUGGGUCUAUAAUUUCCAGAUUCAGUCAUUACUCCACUUUUGUAAACUGGGGUUACCUUCGAGACUUUCAGUACAUCAGGAACAAUACCAGAGAUAAUGGAUUCAUUAUACAGCAUUGUUAAUGGCACUGAGAGUAAAUGAUGAGCUAAUCUUACCAACUUAUUAGGAAUAUCUAAGGAGACCUUACUGGGAUUAAGUUGUGAAAAGAGUAAAGAUACAUAUUUUCAGUAUGUUUGUAUUACGUGCGGAAAUUGUUACCAUUUUUGAGCCGAAAAUGGUAACAAUUUCCGCACGUAAUACAAAUAUACUGAAAAUAUGUAAACUUCGCAAGGCUAUAUUUUCUGUAAUUUACAACAUUUCGUAACCAAAUUUUGCACUUUUACUGAUUUCAUUAUGUUCUUUUUAAACUGUUGUGUUUGAUUCCCUUCUCUUUACUUAGAUUAAAAUUUAGUCUAACAUGCAAGUUGUCCAUUAAUAGACAGUGAAUUUUAUUGGAAAAAGUGUACGUAGUUAGAAUGUUAUAUAAUAACGUUAAGAAUUUAGCGUUUUCAUUGGUCGAGAGCCAUGAUCUAUUAGAGGACAGACGCACGAAAUUACGUCGCAAAAAAAACCUUGUCCAAUAGCAUUCCCUUAUUUGUAUAGAUCAUGUAGACAUGUACGCGUGAUAUUUGUAAAAUUUCGACUUUUUCAAAUUUCCAAAUGUAAGCUAUUUACCUGUUUGUAAUUCGACUUUAAUUUGUAAUAAAAUUUAUUCGACUUUUGACGACUAUAGAAACUUUAUUAUUUAUUUCACGAGGGAAAACGUAUUAACCAUAAAAGUUAUCUAACAUACGGCCCGACGAUUACCGUAAGAGGCACGAGCAAACUUGCCAUAUGGGAAACCGAGUGCGCGAGUAGCACAUAAAGACGUACCAGCUAAUCCGUUUGAUUCGUGUUUUUUUUUUAUUAUAUAAAACAAAUAGAUAAGAUUUUUCUUUUUAUUAUAAUAUAUAAAACAAAUAGAUAAGAAAGUUAUCUAACAUACGGCCCGACGAUUACCGUAAGAGGCACGAGCAAACUUGCCAUAUGGGAAACCGAGUGCGCGAGUAGCACAUAAAGACGUACCAGCUAAUCCGUUUGAUUCGUGUUUUUUUUUUAUUAUAUAAAACAAAUAGAUAAGAUUUUGUCGUUGUCUGUUCAGUCAUAGAUACACAUGCAUUAUGACAUAAUGUGGGAACAAACAAGGGCGGCUCGUGAGCCACUUUCAGUGAAACAUUUUCAGUAUAGACUAUUUUGAGCUGCGAAGAUUUUGGGCAAAGAUCUGUAGAUAGUGAUGAAAAAUUGAUGACGUCAACUCGAGUCGGAUAAUAUCUUUACGCUAAUUUUAUUUUUAAGUUGAUGUCCACUUGCCCUGAGUAUAAUACAAUGAUGGUUGAACUAGAGAAAUUUCACAAGGAACAAACAAAGAUGAAGGGAAGAAAUGAACGCAGGGAACUUGAUUUAAGGUAUUACUUCUUCAAUUAAGCGACGAAUUAAAGUCGGUUCCCGCUCAUUAAUUCACUAUCGGUAUAAGAGGCGUUAUUAAAAUUAGUUUUUUAUUUUGGCUGUUCUAGGCCAUAUCUUUAUGAUAAUGGUGACACAUAUGAGAAACCUUUUUAUAACAUCCUGCUGAAAUUGCUUUACGACGUUGCAAGGUAAUUGCGCAAACUAUUUAAUAUUUUGUUUCUAUUAUACAGUUGUAUAUUUUGAUGUAGAUUUAACAUUUGUUGAUGACAUUAAUAGAUUAUUCCAGCUAUAUAGACUAAAUUUCGAUCUAGGCAAGAAGAACAAAAUCCAUCACCACAGCUAGAAAGAGCAGGUUAAAAUUAGUAAAAUUGCAAAGUUUGGCCGCGAAAUGUUGUAAAAUGAGGAAAAUAUAGCCAGGAGCAGUUGCGAAAAAUGUAACUAUAGGCCUACUGACAGUCAUCGAACUCUUGCAGCCCUGUAAUUCCGGUGCAGCGCUCUAAUCAGCUGAGCUACAGAGCCCUGCAGUUGUCGAAUUCUAACCGCAAGUUCAUGAUUGUAUACCGGAAAAACUGGACACUGUUUGAUUUCAUGUUAGUCCUAAGUUAGUCCUUUCUGAAUGCAAUGAUCCUGAUUUUAUUGCGAUAGCUUUUAUAGAUUUUACGUCACAUUAAUCAAACAGUGCAGUGUCUAGUUUUUGGGGGACACCCGCGGUAUAUAUUAUCAAGGUGGCGCCAAUGUAAGGUGUAUUGGGUAAAUAUCAGGAUUUGGGGCAUCCGAAUUUUUGGAUAAUUAUUACUUGUUCAAAAGCGAAUAAUAUCUUACCUACGUAAACAACAUCUAGAGAAUUAGUCGAAUUUAUUCACAAAAGUUAUACGACUGCCAUUGCUGUGGCAACAAUGACGUUUCAAUACAAUAUGGCGAUUAUUUUGGCUUUAAAAUAAUUUAACUCGACAACGUCAUCGUAACCCCCAAUUUUAUUUUAUAAAAUGAUUUCUCUUAGCGCAUAUUGAAUUAUUUUGACAAUUUAAAAAAAUUCUGUUGAGGCAAAACGUUUCAAGUUAGGUAAAUGUAAUUAUUCAUAAUAUUUUUUUUGGCUCGACAGAAAUUUUUAAAAUUGUCAAAGUGAUUCAAUAUACUGAAGAGAAACCAUUUUAUGAAAUAAAAAUUCUGGGUUAGCGAUGUCGUUUUCGAGUUAAAUAGACAAUUCCCAUUAUAGACUAAUUUUAAAACUGUAGGCAAGGAGAUGUAAAUAAAUCACAACAGCUAGAAAGAGCAUACUAAAAUGAGUAAAAUUACAAAGUUUGGUUGCGAAAUGUUGUAAAAUGCGGAAAAUAUAGCCUUGCAAAGUUUGCAAAUUUCGUUUACUUUUGUAUUGCGUACGGAAAUUGAUUCCACUUAUUAUAGUAAUUUAGUAUGCUCUUUCUAGCUGUGGUGAUAAUUGUUGAAAAGUGAUGAGUGGAAAGUGUUAAUGCGCGAUUAGAUCCUGUGGCUUUUGCAAUCGAUGGUUAUAGAAAAUGUUUACACAUCGUACUAUGGGCAAAAUUGUCAGUGUUUGUUUAUAUAUCUAUAGCUUUCAAAGUGUGGAGAGACAACAUGAAGAUGUCUUGAAAGUGUAUGAAUGGUUUUUGUCUCAUCAGAAAUUGAUCAGUGAAGACACUGUAAGUCCCCAUAAACCUUCCCACCAUCAAUAAAGUUCAUCUUCUUCAUUUUGUAUAGAUUCGUUUUUAGCUAUAGAGCGAUAAUAGAUAAUCUGAAAGUCACCAAUACUACCAGAUAAUCUGAAAGUCACCAAUGUCAUCUGUGAAUAUAUUGAAAUCUCGAAAGCCAUGUCUCAAGGCAGUAUGUUGUCGGGAGGACUAGUUCUAUUGUUCCCUACAGGCUAUAGUAUACAUUACACUACCGGUUGUCCCAAAAGAGUCCCUCUAUAGAAAUCACUCUUUUGUUGUCGAACGUGCGUUGUUAUACCUCUGGGAGUUUAAAAUAGCUUCUAAAACGAACAGCAACACAAAAAAUGUCAAAUUACGAAUUCGUCUUACCGACAGUUCGAGUAAGAAUGGGUCAACUGACAACAGAGCAACGAGUAUUUGUCGUUACAACUUAUACGUUAACGCAAAGUGUAACGGAAGUGUUAAAUUUUUGAACGAAGGGAAGUUGUAAAUACUUCCGCCGUUCAUAUACAAUUAAAUUGAACUCUCAAGGGUACAAUAACGCACAAGAGUGAUUUCUAAAGCAGAAAAGGGGCACUUUUUUACAGCAGAGGCGUCAAUUAACAAGUCAAUAACAUGUUAUUAUUAUACGAGUGAUUUAUACGCUUUGGUGUUAAUAUGGCUCCUAAAUAGCAAGUUUUACUGUUUAUUCAAACAAAUGUAUUUAAUUUGCCCACAAAGAUAAAAUAAUAAAACUAUUGAAAACCAUGAAGUGUAAAUUACAGGCUCGUAAUUGAGAAUGAAACUAAAUAUUUAACCUUAUUUAUUUAAAGGAUCCUGCAGUUUUUUUCUUAAACCCAUUCUGGUUUUUUUUUCAAGGAUACAAAUGAAAAAGGAAGCGCUAUGGUUGACGUAAAUAAAAGCAUUGAAAUUCCGAAAUUAUACUUACGACCCAAGUCAGCAGAUGGUAACUGCUACCGUGGCUCCCAAACAAGUCACAACAUGAAGUAUCAACGUGAAACUCACUCAAAAUCUGCAUUAGGUUCUUAUGAAAAUGAAAGAAUCAAAAAGGUAAAUUAUGUUAUAAGUAAAAUACAUAAGACAAGUGAUAGCAUUUUGUAAAUAAGAAAAACUUUUAAAAAACGAUCGGAUGACGAAAGCAUGCAUUGAAACGAUAAUAACUGCAUGUUUUGAAUGAAACUUUUGAGUCUUCAAAUCGUCGGAAAUGGCACUUUUGGAGUCUUCUCUACCUGUUUCGUUAGGCUCUUUGUGAGUUUAUGCUAUCCGUGAGUCAGGAUGGAUUAUUAUUAUUAUUAAUUGCCAAAAAUUGGCCCGAUUAGCACAAUUGUAAUCAGACUCUGUAAUUUAAACAAUGAAAUAUAGUCUACAUUCACGUCAUGAUUAAAUAAUGUUGCCCCUGCAGAAGGAAACAGACCACUGUUAUAGGGAUCAUGCAGUACUCGAAGGAAAUUAAGGAAGGAAGAUUAAAUUAGAUCAUAUUAGGUAUAAUUAGAAAACACAUUUCCAACUCGUGCAGUUUUAGCCCGCCUUAAAAAAUUAUUAGAUGCAGAAUAUGAUUGCAUGAUAAAAUAAAUGCAAUUAUAGUAAGUUUGUCACUUUUGUUUUGUGAUAACACCAUUGUUUAUUUAUUUUGAAAAGGGGCUUUCGAUCCGGAAACCAAGAUUGUCAUCAGUGCAAAUAAUGAUUAAUCAUAAUAGUAUAACUGUGUAGGAAGGUCCUUCGCUCAAAUAAUCAAAUAUUUGCCCUUAAACAUAUUUAUACCGACUGGAAUCUGGAAGAAGAAAGCUUGGGAUUGAAUGGGAUUCAACUACCUGAAAAAUGCAAAUAAAAUUUUGACCUUUUGAGCGAAAGCCCUUCAAAUAAACACCAGGUAUAACAUUAAUACAAGUAAAUACUAGGUUUUAACUGGCAUUCUUUGAAUUAACAUUACAGAGAAAAGAUUACAAUCCUUUGGAUAGAAUCUCAGUAUCACUGAAAGUAGUGCCGUUAAAUGGUGGAGCUACUAAAGAGGACUCUGGGUUCACUGAAUAUAUGAACUAUGACAGCCAUUCCAGGUUCAAACAGCGAAAUAUUGCCCCUGCAGUAAGUAUACUGUGUAGCCUGCGCUCCUGCAAUCUCCUACCCACAAUCGUGGACAUAAUUGGUUGAGAUUACCCCACGUUGAAUCAUGUUGCGUUAAGCCCAGGGCAAACUAGGAAAUAUUGUUGCGGAAACAUUGUUUCCUGCCAAUGUUUCGCCAUGUUUCCCAGAGUGGGCAAACACUAGGAAACAUUAGUGAGAAACAUAGGGAAACAUCAAAUGUUUCUGAAUUUGGUAGGAAACAUUUUUGCUUCCCGGGAAGCAAAUUUUGUUUCCGCACAAUGUUUCCACGGGUGGGCAAACAUGGAAACAUUUGAGGAAACAUCGAGAAUCACAAAUGUUUCCGCAACAAUGUUUCCUAGUUUGCCCAGGGCUUUACUUAAGCCCCCGCUCCCCCAACUCAAUGUGGAGCUUGUGUCAUGCUAAAUUACCAAAAGUUGUUUCGGCGUUGUUUACAACAUUGAACUGUGGAAGAGGGGGUGAUUAAAUUUGCUUUGUCAAUGUGCAUUAACUUUGCAAUAUUGGCUAGAAGGUUCUCAAGGGUUGUGUCCAGGAUUGCAGGGAAUGCACUUAACCUGCGAACGGGCAUACCCUGGGUACGAGAUUGGCUUUGCUGGCAUUAAUAUUUGGUAUACCUGUAUCUGUAUAGUGUCUGAGAAUCCGCGACAAAACUCUUUGUGAAUGGUAUAUUUUUCACUCAGAUUGCUAUCCAUAAGCCGAGGAAAUCGUCGUUACCCUCGACGUUUGUGUUAAAACCUUUCAAUCCAACUUCACCACCAGUUUCAUCACCAGUAUCCAGUCCUUCUGUGUCGCCCAGACUUUCCAGACGAAUGCUAUCACCUUCCCAUUCACCGCGAUCAUCUCCAGUCGCAAGGUAUGUGCCGGGAAAUAUCAUGAUAGCAGCAAAGACAGGAAAUACAUCUCCCUUUCCACACUUCUCCCGAUAGUCUUAGCUAGCGAUUUUCUUGUGCAGUAUAUCUAGCCCAAAUAAAUAUGAUUGUGUCCUAGCCACAGCUCUCGGUAAAUAAUAUUUUUAUUUUUUUAAUUACUUCUCUGGAAUCUGGAUUUCCCCCAAUCACUCCUCCCGCACGCGAAUGAAGCUGCCAAAUAAAACGUCGUUUCUAUCAAUGCUAUCGGGAAGAGUAAUAUCUUUUGUGAGAUAGUAAAAUUCGCUUUCACUGUGUUUUUCAUCGUCUGCAGACAUUUUAAUAUUUUAAAAAGUAGCCUUUAAACUCGUCUUUAAAUUUUGAAAAAUAAAAACAUUGGCUCUACGGCUUUAAAUCUCGCGUAGCCAAUCAGAUUGCAGAAAAGCGUAAAAUAUGACUUCAGACCGCAAGAAAAAUAAUAAAAUUAUUUAUUUUGAUAACCACAUUUUAUAUAUAAGUCUGAAACUCGAUCUCGAUUUUUUGGCUUUUCCAUUUCCAGUUGGUUCGGAGAAAUUAAAAAAAAAACUCACAUUAAAAUGCAGUCAACCACAUGUAUACCGUUGUUUUGAUAUCUCUAAAACCCCAGUCAAUUAGGUCACAUAUAGAAACAAGUUGGCGGGCUGUCGCACUUUCUUUUUUCGCAUUUUAUUUUAUCGACACGAAUUUCUUUUAAUAUAGAUUCUGUUCAAACUUACCUAAAUCUCGUUCUGGAAAGAUAACCAAAGGUUCUUCUGACAAACCGUCGCUUGGUGAAUUAUCGGAUUUGGAAGUAGAACACAUGAGUUUGAAAACAGAUACCCGUAGAAACUCAACAAGAAAGAACGAAGAAGAAUAUGACACAGAUAAUAUGGAAACAAGUGAUAUUUCUGACGCAAAUCUAGUAGCUGAUGAAGAGGCUGGUCUGUUCCAAGAUCAGUUGAGACAGCGCUUCCAAAAUGAGAAAAAGAAAAAACAAGUUGAAAUAGUCGAAAAUUUGCAAAAAGAUACUGAAAACUUAGCCCAAGAAGAAGAAAGCCUUCAGUCACAGUUAUUGCGAGAACAUAAACAAUUUUUAAGAGACGAGAAUGAAAUGCAUGCAAAGUCUCGUGCAUCUCGUGCUGCUUCCACUUUACCAACAGUCAAUUUGUAUGAUAUUUCAAGCCACCGGCCAGUUUCUGCUGUAGAAUUUAGGUACGUUUAAAGCUGAUAGUUAUGUUGGAGGGUCCCGAAGGAAGGGUCUAGAUCCUAUUUCCGAGCCCAUUUUGUUUUCUAAACCCCAUUUCACAACCAUUUUUUUUACCAAAUCCAAGUUUCAACUAUAAAUACCUGUCAUUUUCUAUUACAUACUAAGUAAAUCUCUGCCUCACAAUAGCAGAGGACAUUUUUAGACCAACUCUCAAUCAAAAGUUGCUCCAUAGCUUCUCUUGAAGUUAUUCUGAAAUGUCAAAUUGCAACUGUCUUUAUAAUGGUAUAUGGGUUUCCCCAUUCCUGUCCUUGUGUCUGUCAUUCCCAGUAACUCAAAUCCUACUUUCGCAGUCCAAAAAUUGGUCAAUCCUAGUUGCUAUUUCACCCCUUCAUGCAAGAAUUCUAGUGGAUUUAUGUUGUACAGUAGUGGUAUAGAACGAAAUCUAUGAUUGAACUGUGAAAUUAGAUUAUAAUGGACUAAAACAGUCGAAACACCCUAACUUAGAAUUACAUUACUAUAUAUUUCACUAUAAAUAAGGAGAAAAUCUUGUUUUCCCCAGAAAUAAAGAUGUACGUGUUGAAUCUGUCCUUGAUAUGGUGCAACCUGUUAGCGAACAGAUGAAAUACCAACGAGAAAUGCAGGUACAUUGUGUACAAUUACUCCAAACAAUUAAUAUAUAGAAAAAUUAACAAUUAUUGAAUGAAGUUGAUCAUGAUACGAAUAAUUAUCAAGCGUGACGUUUGUGUUGAUGAAAAAGAUAUCCGCACCUGUGGAAUUCGUCGAAAUAAUGGCCAGUUCUUUUUCCCAUUUGCAGAAAAUCUUAAGUACGUUAGGUGUUUCAAAACCUUCCGUGGCUGUUUUCGUUGAUAUUUCUUUAUAUUUUAAAAGUUGUUUCCUUUAAACCUACAAAUACGGCCGAAGGCGGCCAUAUUGUUUUGUUCGUUUUUCCACAUUUCCUAUUCGUAUUCCCGCAGCAUGACAUCAUAACGUUGAAUAUGAUUUUUCAUGAAAAUGACCAAAAAACAACGAAAAUAGUUUUAAAACAAUUUGUAUUUCAGCUCCCGUAAUAGUUAUAAACAUUCAUUAGAAAUAGCUUUAACGAAUACCUCUACACACUGUUAACCCUUUAAGUGGCAAUGCGCCCUACUUUAUUAUUUUACUCUGUCUAACGCCAGACGAUUUUACUUCGGGGGAGAGUGCUGCCACUCAAUGGGUUAAACAAAGCUUUGGCUUUCUUCGUGUUUGGCGAAACCCCAGCGUCGUAUACGAUAAUUUGCUUGUCUGUAACCGGAACAAAACGGGAAGCCGUUUUGUUUUAUCCCGAGGUGAAUAGUGCAAGGAUAUAAGGUCCCACCAAGGGGGGUAUCAUGUGGCAUAAAAACACUCAUAUGAACACAGAAAUAAUUCAUCCCACUCGGGUGAGCAUGCAGGCCCAUUUAUAAAAGUUGUAUAAUAUUUAACAAUUAUUUGCCGAAGACGAGGUGGUUAUCGGGGAAUAUUCACCGAUAAUCACCGAGCCUGAGGCGAAUAAUUGUUUUAGUAUUUUUACACUGAAUUUAUUUUAAUUUCGCUUAUUUCUUUAUCAGUAACUUCCACAAUCCGCCAUUUUGCAAACUAGUUUUUACUGUUAUAUUAAUUAACCUGUUGGUGAAUAUAAGGGAAUAUCACGUCAAAUUUUACCAAUCACCACGUCGGAUUUCUUCACUCACUUGUGUAAAAAUACUAAUUAGUAUUAAUACGUCUUAUUUGUCCUAAAUUAUUUUGAUGUCAUCCAAUAUUUUGAGAGGAUGCAAGGAUUCAUUUUUCGCGUAUUUAUGUCCGAACGCGGAAUUUGUGUUUGUAUAACUAUUCUGAAAAAGUUUCCGUUUCUUUUUCAGAGAAAUGGUGUUAGUAUUUGGGACAUGGAACCAGGAAAUUAUGACCAUGAAUCGCUCCAGUCUUCCCAAAGGCUCCACUCUGCUCCUGCCCGUGCUAUAUUUCAUGGUGGAGUAGACAGGUACAGUAUAAGGCGCAAGUUGUUCUGGCUACUGAACAAAUUCAAGAACAGUAGAGACAGAAAUUUACAUGAUUUAUAUAAUUUGGGUGCACCCACCUGAUCAGGGGCGGGGGGAAGGGCAAUGUACCACUCCGAACCUAUUGUCCACCGUCACCAGUAUAGAUGCCUGUCGUCUAUUAAUAACAGGUCAUAGUUAUUAAGCUCUAGACAAACCAUUUCCCGUUUGAGGUGUUUCAUUAACCCUGGGAAGGAUUUUACAAGAUUGUCUGUGGGUGCAGAUAUAUAUUUUGAGCGUGAUGUCUUGUCGAAGGGUACCAUAAAGCUCUGAUACAGAGUUUUAAAUGGGUUAUUUUGUUUUCUAUUGUAGAAAGUAUGACAACCAGAAGAUUUUAAAGCUUACAGAACCAGACUUGAAUCCUGAGAUGAAAGCCAGCGACUAUACAGUACAUUUCCCACAUCAAUCCAACCGUGAACCACCUGUCAAAGACUUUAAAGUAUCCGGACCCGUGUCACCUGACUCCAUACGUUAUCAGUAAGUAUUCAGCAAGGUGAGCAAGUACUGUACAUGAAUGCGAUUUAGGGGAUGUUUUUUUGAACCCUAUAAAUGAAGGGCUCGCCCUACUAGGCGAGAUAUCGCGUGUUAAUUGAACUCUUUGUUAUUAAAAAUUGUUUUCGCUUAUGCGAGAGGAGGGUCAGCCCUCUUAGGCGAGAUCUCGCUAUUGACCACCCAAGAUCUUGCCUGGUAGGGUUGGAAAUUUUCCAUAUAAACGCAACAGGGAGGGCUGGCCCACAUAGUGCAGUUACAUCCAGUAAAGGUUGAGCGGCCGCGAUUUUUGAUGAACUUUAGAAUUCGCUAAUGCUUUCAUUUUCCCGGGUGUACAUAGCCGAGCGGAAGUAGUACCCUCGUCCCGGGCGUAUAACGUUGGCUCGGGGAAAAGGCAUAUGACAGAUUUUUAUUCAAACAAGAUACUUUUGAUGCCAGUGAUUAGGUGGUUAGAUAACAAACAAUGUUAUUAUUUGUUUGAUAACAAAUAUAUUUUUGUAGGUGGACUGAUGAUGGUUUUGGCAACAGAACGUAUCUUAGAAAACGAAGCCCGGUGUAAGUAUAUAUCCACAUCUGCAAUGCUUUAAAUUUUCCUUCCAAAGAGUCGUCGUCGUUUGAUAUAGCUUAGGAAUGCAAUAACUUAUUAUUUUAUUAUUCAUGUCCCAUGGGAGUUUUCACAUUUGAAAAUGGCAUGGACUUUGUUCAACAUUACUAUUUAUUCAAAAUCAAUAGUCUAACGUCCAAGUAUUAUCAACAUACCUGGAAAAAAAUUCCAGGACUUUCAAGGACUUGCACUAAUUUUUAAGGGCUUUCCAGGCCUGGAAUUCAAGGACUUUCUUACAAGACAACAGUCCCGUUUCUGUGAGCGUGGGUCAGCGCUUUGAUCAAGCUAAUCACUAAGCUACAUAAUCCACUUUCCAAUAAAUUAUCUACCACAGUAUAUGCCAUAUGGACGCAAAAAAUCGAUAAAUCUGAAAUAUUAUAUGAAUUCUUUUUAGAGAAGCGCAACCCCACAAGUCUCCACGAUCUCCUCCACCUGUCCUAAGUAAUGACGUUGCCAUGCUAACGGGAGAACGUAGCUUGGAUAAGAGAACUAUAGCAUCUCUGAUGGUUAUAAGACAUUUAGGAACGAACCGCCGACGUGAAAGGUAACUCGAUCUUGUCUUUUGAAGGGACAAAUCCUACCUGUCUGGUCACUGACACAAACUGAUAUGGCAAUAAAAAAUUAGUUUAUGUCAUCUGAAAGAACUUUUAAAAUUGUGUAGAAAACUAUUUUACCGCUUCUUCAAAUGUUCAGAAUAUUUUGACCGAAAUCAUCAUAAGUCAGUGUGCUGUCUGCCAUUUUUUAUUAUUGUGGAAUGUGGAUAAGCACAUAUGUAACGUUACAAGCAGGGUCAAGCAAAAUAUUUUAUCCCGAUAUGCAGCGAUCAUUAUGACCCCCAACCCUGCUUUUGACAUCUUGGUUUUGGUUACGUCAAAACCAAGAUGGCGGACAGCUCAAGCUUUUCAGUCGAAAUAUUUCAAGAACUAAGCAAGAUAAGAAACAUCAUGCAGUAAAGGGGUUUUAUAAUUUAUAUAAUUUUGAUAAUAUGAAUUUUAUACAUUUAUAUUUCAUUUCAGGGGAAGUGCGCACCUCCCCACACCUCCUCUCAAUGAACUCAGAUAAUAUUUUUUUUGUAUUUAUCAUGUUAGUCUGCAUGCAUUUUCUCAUUGUCAGUUGGUUUAAGUCUUAUCGCUGUAUUUGUUGACAUUUUAUGAUUCUGAUUGUCAGUUGGUUCUCAAAUCUUAUCGCUAUAUACAGAUAUUUUGUAUUGUCUAGUUUCGAACCCGAAUGGGAUUACCCUAAAUUUGUUGUUGAAGAUUCAAUCGAACCUCUUGCUCCCCAUGAUGAUGUUUAUGAAGAUGCGAAGCCAAAACAAAACGUAGAAUAUCUGCCGUUUUGGAGGCAGUUACCACAGAAGAAAGGUGAAGUUUAAUAUUGGAAGUGUCAAAAAUAAAUGGAAUCCGAUCACUUAAUGAACGCCUGAUAUUUCAGGCUACCUGAUGAAAAAUUCGUUCAUGAAAGCCCAAAUCGGGAUUGAAAAUCGUAGCCGAUAACGACAUAGAAUUAUACUCAAGGUUGAAUGAACGAACGAAUGAAUGAAUGAACGAAUGAAAAACUGUUUCAAGAGGGUAGCACAUAAUAGUGAAUUCACACUAACAAACCUGUGGUACAAUUGGGUCUUAUGGAUGUUUUCUUAACUAUAUGUAGGUUUGACAAUUGUUAACAUCCCUGACGAGACUGAACUAAAUCCUCCCAUCAACACUGGCUCAAAGAAGAUCACAUUAGACGAAAACCGAAACACUGUCAAGGACGCACCAAGUUCCCCUAGUUCGGCUCAAAACAUCAUGAAUGAAAUGUUUUCCUGUCUAACACCACAAAGAAGAAAUCUUAGAAAUAGUUUCGACUCUAGUUCUCUCAGUGUCAGCGCACGAUCCAUAUCACCGGAACCAAGAAGGCCACCGGCUUAUAAGCCUGAAUCACGUGAUCUGAGACCCAGCCCCACCCCGGUUCAUAGUCGACCUACGUCAGCAAGACGAUCAGACAAAGAAAAUAUUCCACCUGCGAACUUUUCAGUGAAACAUUUCUCACAUUUCUGCUUUGAUGAUGAUGUAUGUAUAUUACUAUGUUCACCAUUCUAGAAGAUUUGAAAAUCGGACGUUGUAUUAUAAAACGCUUCGUUUGAGUUUUUGACCCAAAGAUGAAGUAACAUGGUAUAGAAUGGUAAUCCUAUCCCCGUAGAAUGGAGUUGAGAACAUGAGAACAUGUUUAGAACAUGAGGGGCCGUCUUGUAUUGACUAGUUAAACAAUGCGUUAGUUCGCAUUCAGUGUACUCUUCCAGAGAAAGCACAGAAACUUUUGCUAAUUUUUCCUUGAACUAUUUCUAUAGUAGUACAUAUUAAUACGUUGGUCAUGAAUUUCACGGAUAUUAUAGGUAGCUUUCAUCAUGCUCUAGUUCAGUGCAAAUGGAAGGCAUUUAAGUAAAAGAAUGUCAUUAGAAUGUCAUUAGAAUCUCAUUCUUUGACCUACAUCCGUCUUUGUGUUAAAGUCUCGUGGGAUUGCUUGACGCCUUGCAGCCGGCUAUAACGGCAUUCUGCUCAUUGCUCGAUUGCCUCUCACUAGUAUCGCUUCAUUUUAGUUGGAACUUAUGGAUGAUUACAAACGUCAACGUGAAGUUUGGGCUGCAAUCAACAUUCAGAGGUACUAUUUUUUAAUCAGUUCAGCGCAGGGAGUCAGGGACCCUGGUUAUUUAUCCACCUAACAUAGUCUGGUUAAUUCAACCAGGACAUCCUGGUCAAAUAUAACCAGAUUGCUGGUACAUUCACCAGACUAUGGUAGAAAGUGGUUCACUUAUUGCAUUCAAUUCAAGGUUCAUCGACGCGCUUUUGCCUAUAAGAAGGCAGUAAAAAAGUACUGGUAGUACUAUACGCUUUUGCAACCUGAAACAUACCUAAUUUUAGUGUGCAAUGAUAACAAAUUAAAAUAAAUAAAAAUAUUUAAACGAUUAAUGUAUGCAAUGAAAGCGAUCAAAUCCGUUUCUUUAAUUCGGUUGCAAACUAUUUUCUAUUUUUCUCUGACAAAAAUCCCUGAUUGGGUUAAAAGUCCCUGUCAUGGAUUGCUUUUUGUGGCAGCCAUGGUUAUAUUUCCAGUCAAUCUAAAGGGGUCGUCUGUACUCUGUAAAAUGUCGUCCCUGGGGGUACCCGGUACCAGUAAUCUCGAGCUCCGCCGACUGGCAGACGCUCUUUUAUAAUUUUGUGGUAGUGCCAUGUUUCUGUUUCAGAUACGGUUAAUUUUCUGGUGAUACCCUUUAUAAGAUUUUUUCAGGAUUUUCAGUUAUAUUUGUAGCAUUACCUGAUAAUUAUGAUCGCGAGUACAUCCAUCCUUGUAUGGCUAUCUACAGGGUGUCUAAACAAAAAACGCUACGGAAAUUCAACAGGCUGUUGUGCAUCACAAACUUAACUAAAGGGCAAUUCAAUUUUUACAUAGGAUGAAAGAGCUGUUAUUUAGCUUUUCUAUGAUAUAUUUCUUAAACCGUAACGAUGAGAAAUGGCUAUAUACUCGUCAAAUAAAAAAUUUCGGUCAAAAUCACAUUCUUCCACCGCUGGGAAUUGAAAAUAUUAAAAAUGCAAAAUUAAUCAAUCCAAAAGCACCGCGAGUCUGCUGCAAGGUACUUGUUUCGUAAAACGUUUUCAUUACGAAUGUUCUCUGUUCAGGGGUUAAUUGAACAGUGUUUAAUGCAAUAAUGGACGUUCUUAUGGUCUCACUAAUAGGCCGUGGGCCGUUGUGCGAAAAAGUGCUUGGAAAAGCAAUUUCGUGGCAACCCCCUGGGGAAUAGAUUUUCUGUGGUUCAAUGCACAGUGCCAUAGAUGCUCAAUUACCACAAAAAGUUCCCAAGCAAAAACUUGUCAAACACCGAGAAAAUGGGUGAUCUGUGAUUAUCCUCUAUUAAAUUGUAUUAAGUAAAAAAAUGUGAAAUUUUGUAUUCAAUUACAACAAAAAUGGAAACCAUCAUCGGAAAGCUUACAAAAAACUGGAUAUAAGACAUUUAAACAGUUUUUUUAUAUCUCAAAUUGUUUUCGAGUUAUACGCUGUCAAAGACGCGUUUUUGACCUAGUACCCAGUCCUUAUUGCGACAUUUUGGUCCAAUUUUCACAUUUAAAACAGCAAUAACUCGACUAUUUGAAGGAUCAAAAAACUGUUUGAAUGUCUUAUAUGCGGUUUUUUGUAAGCUUUCUGAUGAUGCAAGUCAUUUUUGUUGUAAUUGAAUAUAAAAUUUCACAUUUUCUUGCUGUAAUACAAUUUAAUAGGGGAUAAUCACUGAUCACCCAUUUUCUCGGUGUUUGGCAAGUUUUUUACUUGGGAACUUUUUGUGGUAGUCGAGUAUCCAUGGUACUACGCAUUGAACCACAGAAAAUCUAUUCCCCAAGGGGUUGCCAUGAGUUGAGCUUAUUUUAGAUAAUUUAACAUUCAAUUUUAAUUCCCUUUUGGGAAUUGUUUAUGUUUCGUUUUCCAUGCGAUUCCCAACGGUGGAAGAAUGUGAUUUCGACCGGCAAUUUCUAUUUGACGAGUAUGUGGCCAUUUCUCAUCGUUACGAUUUAAAAAGAGUAUCAUUCAAAAGCCAAAUAACUGUUCUUUCGUCCUAUGUAAAAAUUGGAUUGUUUAGCCACGUUUGUGAUGCACGACAGCCUGUUGAAUUUCCAUAGCGUUUUUUUAGACACCCUGUAGAGCAUGGCUAUAUAGAGCCUCGUUUUCCAAUAUUUGACAUUGGUUAAAGCCCACCGUCUCGAUCACGAAAACGAGGCUCUAUGAACCAAGGUGACGUACUCCCAUACCCUGGGUACGAGGUUGACGUACUCCCUUCCAAAUCGUUUUAGAUAUAUGCUUGACAACAAUAAACUUUUAUUUUUUGAAGAAUAUUCCGGGGUCAUAUGGCUCGACAAUACGCCACUUCCCUGAAGCAAUCUGAGAAAGAACGGCAACGAAAAGCAGCAGUUGCUUUGCAGAGGUGAUUUAUUAUCUUUUACAUUUGUUUUUGCAGUGCUCAAGCGUUCACCUUGGGCAAAAAUUGUCGGAAAUUUGAUGUGAUUGUCAGAAAUGAAAUGUGCACGUGUACGCUUCGCCAAUACAAAUAUGACCUUUGAUAUUUUAGUACAAAUGAUAGCUGUGUGUCUGUGACCUUUGUUCCGUAUUCAAAUCGAUUGUCAUAUAAAUUAGACUAAAUUUGUUAGAUAAAAUGGAGAGCAUUGCCCCAUUAACUUAAAUUUAUAAUAUAUUUAUAUUAGCUGAAUACUGCAUGUAGGUUUUUCCUCGAUGUUCUUAAAAUUUUUACACAUAAUAUUUUUUCUUUUGUAGUACAUUCCGUGGUUAUUUGGCGCGAAAGAAAUUAAUGAAACAGAACUUGUUGAAUUAUAAGCCAGGUGUUCGAAACUUGCAAUGGGCAAGGGAGUACAAGGAAAAACUAAAAGCAAAAGAAGUUUCGAGACAUCGAAGAAAUCAAGGAAUUUUGCGACAGUAAGUGGAAUGUUAGAGGUUGUGUUUAUAUGGAAGCCGGACUGGCCCGCUUAACGAGGGAGCCCGCGGUAAGCCAGAUCUCAAGGCUCUUUUCCACUCAUCGCAAAAACAGCUCGCAGCAAGCUUGCGAGUCGCAGGUC
Molecule: messenger RNA, 20846 nt
Organism: Paramuricea clavata
Lineage: Eukaryota; Metazoa; Cnidaria; Anthozoa; Malacalcyonacea; Plexauridae
Source: the annotation of a GenBank genome assembly